Lasiodiplodia theobromae is the source of this 840-nucleotide messenger RNA. Its product is annotated as Vacuolar protein sorting-associated protein 51. The record is from RefSeq and is a predicted model, not a curated record. Lineage: Eukaryota; Fungi; Ascomycota; Dothideomycetes; Botryosphaeriales; Botryosphaeriaceae. Gene Ontology annotation, biological process: Golgi vesicle transport; endocytic recycling; retrograde transport, endosome to Golgi. The transcript is spliced from 3 exons. Gene Ontology annotation, cellular component: membrane; EARP complex; GARP complex. Bases 1 to 840 code for a protein of 279 amino acids.
AUGUCCACAAUCGCGUCCCCCCGCCCCUCCAGCUCCAUCCGGUCGCCUAGCUCGACGCGCACCUCCCUCGAAGUGCCCACUUCCUCUUCGCUCGCCCGUUCCUCCAGCAAAUCGCGUCGCAAUCGCGACCGCUCCGCCCUACGCGACUACUACAACCUCAAAUCGCCCACAUCGGCGCCAACGAGCCAUCCGGCUGAGGGUCUGGGGAUUGACAGUGUCAAGGAGGAAGAGGCUGUCGAGACAAGUGAGUUGGACAAAGCGGGCUUUGAUGCGGAAGAGUAUGUGCGCAAGACGCUGGAGAGAGAGGGCUUGGAGGGCGUGUUGAGGGUGGAGAGCGGGUUGGUUGGCCAGAUCAAGGGCCUCGAUGGAGAGCGGAAGGCGCUCGUAUACGACAACUACUCCAAGCUGAUCGCGGCGACGGAUACGAUUCGGAAGAUGCGCACAAAUAUGGACCCCCUCACGCCCGCGACUUCGACACUCUCCCCGGCUAUCUCACAUAUCGCCGAAACUGCGAGCGCGCUGUCCGCGUCCAUCGCCGAACAUGCCCUUCCCAAAUCCCGCAGUAGUUCGCCGGCGUCGGUUGACGGGAAGAAGAAGGUGGACGAGAAAGAAAAACAGCGGCAGACUGUGCGCUGGGUCUUGGAUGCACCGAGGAGGUUGAGGGCGAAGGUCGCUGCGGGUGAGGAGGAAGAAGCGAGAAAAGAGUGGGAGGAGAUAAGCAGGUUGCUGGAGAAUUGGAAGGGCGUGCAAGGCGCUGAGGAGGUGAAGAUGGCGUGUGAAGAAGCGCUUGCAAGUAACAGCGGGUCGGCCUCGCCUGAGGGAGAAGAGAAAAAUGAGUGA